Durusdinium trenchii is the source of this 798-nucleotide messenger RNA. The record is from the annotation of a GenBank genome assembly. NCBI's taxonomy places the organism in Eukaryota, Dinophyceae, Suessiales, Symbiodiniaceae.
AUGUUUGCCGAGACUUUCGCCGGUUCACGUGGGCCCUUGACAAAGGGCCUGACUGCCGACAUUUUUUCUCAAAGGAAAGUGGCUUUUGAUGCGACGACAUGGCAAAUUUUGCUUUUCCUUCUCUUGCUUUUCCUGGCUCACGAGCUCUAUGCUUGGGGCAAGAAGCCUCUUCUUGCUGACAACCAGAAGGCCAACACCUUUCCAUUUCAGUGCGCGUUGUUGUUUUUUUGGUUUUAUUGGUAUGUGAAUCAAUCCCUCGUGCUGCCGGUCACCUUGGACUUUGCUGCAAGCAUGGGCCAAAGUGCCACAAUGUCUGGCUUCUUCGUCAGCAGUCCGUUGGCAACCUCCAUUGCAGGGUUGCAAGUGGGCAAGAUGAUCAUUGGGGAGAACGCCUGGGACCAGGCAAGUGCCAGAAGACUAAUCAUUUGGGCACCAUUGGUGUCCGUCAUGCUGACGGCAAUCGAGGCUGCUGUCUCAAACUCGGUAGUCCACUUUGAUUUGCCAGCAAAACGAGCAAGCUUUUGGGUGAUUCUUGCUUUGUCCAACCUAGCAGCAUUUAUUGUGGCACUUCCCUACGUGCCCUUGAUGGUGAUGUGGGCCAAGUUUACUCCGAAGCGCGAAAUGACUUUUUGGAUGAUCAUGGCCCAGUGUAGCAGGCAAAGUGGCUUUCUGGUUGGUCCUGCUGUAUUCGCGCUUCUGAGUCAGUUGGUAGGACGCGGGAAGCCAAUCGCCCCGGCUUCUGCGCUGGCUUGGGUACUGGUUGCCCAGGUUAUCAUUGGCUGGCUUCAGCUUGCCUAG